AUCGUCAAGAGGAGGCAGGCCGUUGUCGAGGGCGCGGGGGGGUACCGCCAUCUCCCGAUUGCCGAGUACGAGCAGGAGUUCAAGAAGUUCGAGACCAACGGCAUGGCGGCUCAUGGCCACAAGGAGUGGACUUACAAUGGCGUGCCUGGGUACUACGUCCCCAACAGGACAACAACUUUCAAGUUCGUGACGAUCGACGAGUCCGUCGUCACGACGCAGGCUGGGUCGACGGAGGGUUGCGAGAUCACGAAGGCCCAGCUCGAUCGAAUUUCCUCGGCCUUCUUCACCGAUCUCAUGAGCUUCGUCAACGGCCGCGGCAACUCCGCGGAGCCUGCGAUGCUGCGCGUGAACUUGGGCUCGCAGGGCGACGUGGCGCUGCCCGCGCCGCCGGCCAGCAGCGACUCCGCGCUGCCGGCGGGGGCUUCGCCCGCCGCGAGCCCCCCGCCAAAGGGCCCCCCGCCGGCGGCCGAGCCCGAGCCUGGGUCUGGCAACAAGCGUGGAGCACCCGCCGACGCUGUCGACGGCGCGGCCGAGGAUCUAGAGACGAAGCCGAAGCCCGCCAGGAAGAGCGGCGGGAAGGCCGCUGCCGCAGGACAGGCGUCCACCAGCGCGGGAGCCAAGAAGAAGGCGGGCAAACCUCCGAAGAAGUGGGGCCCCGUCAUCGAGGCCGUGCGCACUAGCUUCGCGAACUCGAGCUCGAACGACCCGAACUUCUGGGGCUCCGAGGCGAAGACCCAGAUCAAGCAGAUGAACGCCUACUCGAAGGACAUCCUCUCGAGGUGCCGCAAAACGACUGACGCUGAGGAGGUUACCACCUUGGAACGAUUGAUGAAAGAGCUCGUCGUUAUGAUUGCUUUCGUUACCGUCGUGAAGGACCACGGGGUAGACUCGGAGCAGUUCAAAGAGGUGCACGACUUGCAGGUUGAGGGCCUUCCGAUGGGCCAGCGGGAUGUGAAUGCCAUCGCGGCCGAGGUGACAUCGAUGGGCUUGGCACCCGUGGUGACGCUGACGCUUCCGACCCACAUCAAGUGGGCGCGGCACAAGAUGGACAUCAGGGACACAGAUGACACCGGCAGGUGGUUCUCCAGGAUCAGCACCCGGGACCUCGCCCAGGUCGGUUUCGGCGGCAGCGCGCUUCAGACCGAGCAGGACAAGCUUGUCUCAGUUCGGCUGGCGGCGGCUUUGAAGCUCAAAUCAAAGAAAGAGAGGCUCGACGCCCUGGGCGACCUCUUCGACAUGGACCGCGAACUGGACCUCGUCGACAACGUCAAGGACUUCUGCGAGGCCCUUACCGUGUUGAUCGCCGCGCCGAGCUUCACGGACGCUUCGGUCUGCGUGGAGGCGUUGUCUGGGGCCUUCGAGGCCAUCGGCAGCCCUGCGAUAUCCAGCCUCGUCUCGUGCGGUGUCCUCACGGGCUUUCCGCAUGGGAAGGAGUGGAUGAAGGAGAUGAAGCUCUACAUGGCUCAGGUGCAGAACUCCAAGGCGGACGUCGAGUCCAUGGCCGCUCUGGGCGAGGCGAUCGCUGCGACGAUUAGAGGCGCUCCGUCCGACGGCGCGGAGCCGGCGGAGUUGAGCGCGAUCGCCGCGCAGGUGGGUUCCUACAUCUCGAAGCGCGCCGCCGUCGUCGACAGGUGCCCCGAGCUAUUCUUGGCCGAGUUGCCCACGACUGAGAGCAUGGGAGCGGAGCGCCUCGGCUGCUGGACGGCGUCCCAGCGCACCGCCUCCGUGGCGCUGACAGAGGCCAGCAAGGUUGCCUUCCCUGGCUCGACGGCCUCGCCUUUCGUGGAGGCUGCGAAGAAGUGCGAGCGCAUCGGCACCUGGCUGACCAGCGUCAACUCUUUCCUGUCGCAGGAGGCGUCAAGCGCCCAGGUCAGCGCCGUCCGGGACAUGCAGCUGGGCUACAACAGGGACGUGGCCCAACCGUUUCCGCUGGAGGUUCAGGAGAGCGAUUCAUUCUUCAGCGAGUGCUUGAGCUCCUUUGUCAAGUCCCCACUGCUCAGGGCUGGCGGCGCCUACAACGCAAAGAUCAUGGGAGUGCUCACGGAGGCAGGCAACGCCAAGCUCGCGCCCAUCCUGUCGGCCAUCUCGCAUUUGUUGAAGUGCUCGACGGAUUCCGCGCACCCUGUGCGCAGCUUCGACCCUGCCUGCAUUGUGAAGGAGGACUUCGCCGCGAUGAAAGCGGCGAUCCCAUCGCCGGACACUUGGGCGGCCGCCACUGCUUGGGCGUCGGGCUUGGGCGACCAGUUGCUGGGGAAUCAAUUGAACGUCAUCCGCAACAUCUUUGCGGUCACUGUCAGCCUGGUCGACGUUUUCGCGAUCGCCGAAGAGAAGUCUGCGCCGUGUAAGGUGCAUGUUGAUUGCGUGCUGCACCUCCGCACGGUCGCGCGCGGCCUGGCUACCGUUUCUGGGUGUUGGUCUCAACCUUCGCCUAACGACGAGAGUCCAUACCACGUCAACGUGCUGCGGGGCCUGAUCGAUUACGCGAGCUUCUCUAGCGCGCUGGCGUACCAGGUGAAGGUCGUCCAGUUGACCAUCAGCAGCACUUGGACGUCGAUGAUCAAGGGUGACGUCGACCGCAUCGCCGCCGGCUGCCCUGUCUGGAGGCCUUUCAAGGCGGAGAUGUGCUCGAAUGCCGCCGUGGUGAAGUCGCUCAUCGAUAACAAG
This is a messenger RNA of Prorocentrum cordatum, 2664 nucleotides long. The record is from the annotation of a GenBank genome assembly. NCBI's taxonomy places the organism in Eukaryota, Dinophyceae, Prorocentrales, Prorocentraceae.